CGUUUGUAAGAAAAAAAAAUAAUUUAAAAAAGAAUUGAGUUUUUUUGAAGAAGUGUAUACAUUUUGUUAAAAAAAAGGAUUUUUUCAUCGAUUUUGUUAUACCGGAAACUGUGAUCACACUGCCAACAUGCAAGUGUUUGAUAAUACCUUACGCCGUGCCUCCAGACGCGCCUCUUUGAGACGUGGUUCCAUCUCUGUGCUACCACAAAAGAAUGCCGAAAUUCCUUGGGAUAUUUUGGAGCGUCUAUUCAUGCCAUUCCUGUUUUGUCAUGCCGCCGCCAUUAUCAUUUCCAAUGCCUUACAUGUCCUGAAUAUUUCAACGGUUUCAACAUUCGCCGUUUUCGUUUGGUUUGCCUUGUCCACCGUGGGCGCUGUUUUGUUCUAUCAUUUCGUUAAGUCCAGUUUCAUCUGCAAUCACAGCUCUUUCCUUGAUCCCAAUUCCUCUAUAUAA
Molecule: messenger RNA, 451 nt
Organism: Lucilia cuprina (Australian sheep blowfly)
Lineage: Eukaryota; Metazoa; Arthropoda; Insecta; Diptera; Calliphoridae
Exons: 4
Coding region: 128-451 (107 amino acids)
Source: RefSeq, a predicted model, not a curated record